GAAACGGAAAUUACGGCAGCUCCUUUUCCUGACCGAACUAGAUAAACAAACAAAAGCAAGACAUUAUAUUGCAUAUAUUUGGGAACCAGAGAUAGUGUUUAUGCAUUUUUAUUUAUAAAUAUGUCUGCCAGGAAUAAUCCAUCCCCCUGAAUCCCCAAUAACGGAGGCUUAGAAGAGCUAGCAUCCUACUGGCCAAGUUCGCUGGCAGGCUACGUCGCUAGCUAAGUGUUUAGCUCGACAUGUUUAUUUUAGUGCUGAGACGAAGGAGCGCGACAUGAUGGCACGAAACUGUCGCAGUGUCAGCAAGUAGCUACACGCAUCUCACUUGAAGAUCGGAAGGCUGUGGGACGCAGGUAUAAAAACCUGGCUUAAGUUUUAACCAGAACUGCACUCCGUAAGAACUCCACAUCGCCACCACCAUGGCGUGGGCUCUGAAGUUACCUCUCACGGAUGAAGUGAUCGAGUCCGGACUGGUCCAGGACUUUGAUGCCAGUCUCUCGGGCAUUGGCCAGGAGCUUGGUGCUGGGGCAUACAGCAUGAGCGAUGUACUUGCCCUCCCCAUCUUCAAGCAAGAGGAGUCCAACCUGCCUCCAGACUCUGAAAACAAGAUCCUUCCCUUCCAGUAUGUUCUGUGUGCAGCUACCUCGCCAGCCGUUAAACUGCACGAUGAAACACUCACCUACCUCAACCAAGGGCAGUCCUAUGAAAUUAGAAUGCUUGACAAUCGGAAAAUUGGGGAACUUCCGGAAAUCACUGGUAAAAUGGUGAAGAGCAUUAUUCGAGUGGUGUUUCAUGACCGACGACUUCAGUACACAGAGCACCAGCAGCUGGAAGGCUGGCGCUGGAACAGGCCCGGGGAUCGCAUCCUCGACCUCGAUAUCCCCAUGUCAGUCGGCAUAAUCGACCCCAGGGCUAACCCUACUCAGCUAAACACUGUGGAGUUCCUUUGGGACCCAUCAAAAAGAACCUCAGUUUUUAUCCAGGUUCACUGCAUCAGCACAGAAUUCACCAUGCGUAAACACGGAGGAGAGAAGGGCGUGCCUUUCCGUAUCCAGAUCGACACGUUUAAAGAGAAUGAGAGUGGAGAGUACACAGAACACCUCCACUCUGCCUCCUGCCAGGUCAAAGUCUUCAAGCCCAAAGGUGCAGACAGAAAGCAGAAGACGGACAGGGAGAAGAUGGAGAAGAGGGCACCACAGGAAAAGGAAAAGUACCAGCCAUCCUAUGAAACUACAAUCCUAACAGAGUGUUCUCCGUGGCCUGAGGCUACAUACGUCAACAACUCUCCAUCUCCUGGCUUUAACAGCACACACAAUAGCUUCCCAGUUGCAGAGGGAAAUGGAUCACCAAACCACCAGCCGGAGCCUGUCGUUCAGGUAGUAGAUGAAAUGAUUCAAUGCUUCUAUGAAAAACCUGAUAAUUUGUUACCCACAGCAACACCACAGGAUGCACAACAGUGGCUUCAUAGAAACCGCUUCUCACCCUUCUGUCGGCUCUUCACUAACUUCUCAGGGGCAGACCUGUUGAAGCUGACCAGGGAGGAUGUCAUUCAGAUCUGUGGGCCAGCAGAUGGUAUAAGACUCUUCAAUGCACUAAAGGGACGUGUGGUACGUCCAAGGCUGACCAUCUACGUUUGCCAGGAGUCUCAGCAGGCACGGGAACAGCAACCGAAACAUGAAAACGGAGAUGCUGCCGCCAACACUUUCUUUGUAUAUCACGCCAUCUACCUAGAGGAGCUCACAGCUGCUGAGCUCACAGAGAAGAUCGCUCAGCUCUUCAACAUCUCACCCAGACAGAUAAACCAGAUCUUUAAACAGGGUCCCACUGGCAUUCAUGUGCUUGUCAGUGAUGAGAUGAUUCAGAACUUCCAGGAUGAAGUAUGUUUUGUUUUGGACACAAUGAAAGAUGACACGAAUGAUGGCUACCACAUCAUCUUGAAGUGAAUACUGGGCAGGAGAAUAGUGUAGCCCUUCUUUAGACCCGAUCCAGUCAGCCCCUCUAAAGUUUCACGCUCCUUGACGUUCUUGGAAUAUGUGGCGAUGCCCCAAAGCACCUUGAGGCUGCAAGGAGGAACAUGCGACUGAAGCACCUGGCCCUCUCCUCACUAUACCUUAUUGUCUUACUUUUGAGGGAGUGACUCUGUUACCACAGUGAAGUAACAUUCUCCUUCUCGCCCUGCCGUUGCCUCCCUUAAAUGGUUGCAUUUUCCUCUGUCGCUUGUGUCUCAUGAAAGGGGUUAGUGGCACUACAGCUGCUAUCACUGUUUAUUUGUUUGCUGAACAUCUGGUGUGCCAAAGCCCUGUGCUUCAGAAUCAACAGUUUGUUGUCUCUUUAAAAAAAAAAAACCCAAAAAAACAAAAAUAGAAAAAAAAAAGUUACCAUAAAGAGAGACAGUUAUAUUGACAGUACUUGACUUUCAGACUGCAAUGCAGCAUGAUUCCUCAUAUUCAUGCUAGUUUGCCUCACAGGAUCCACUUUAUGCCAGUCUGCAGGAAACAUGGUAUAGCUAACACAAUUGCACAGUCACAUGAAAUAACCACAGGAGACAUCGAAAUCAGCAAUCAGGACAUGAAGGGAAAAUGUUGGAGUCCAGCUGUGCUUCUGUAAUUCCUUUGAAAGCUAAGAAUCUCAGUCUUUCACUGGUUUGUAAUGUUACGUUUGAGAGAGAAAAAAAAAGUUUUUCCAGGCUCCCAAACACUGUUAGGUCCUCGUAGUUAGUGUAGAGAGCAUACUGACACUCGUGGUUGGUACUUAUGAAUCUUGAAAGAUGAUGAAACACUGUCUUUAUUAGUGAUCACACCAGCAAACUGUCUCUGGUCCAUGUGCUUCCUAUCCCUAUCAGCUUGUUUAGCAACAUAUCUGUGGCCAUUUCCCAAUGUUAUUUUUUUAAGUAGAUUAUUCUUUUAAGAUGCUUUCAUGAAGAAUCAUGCUUUAUGUUGGAAGUUUUUUUAAAUACUUUGUUUUUUCUUUUUUUAAACUUGCAUCUCUUCAUCAUUGUUUUUUGAAUGUUACCACCUCCAAAUACUAAUACAUGUAAUGGGUUGUUGGACACACCAGAGCUGCAUGUGAAAAGAUAUGGUUAGUUUAUGUUCAGUCCAUUGUACUGCUUACAUGAAAUUGAUAGCUUGUCAUUUUAGAUAUCCAUCUUUGCCCGCAUCUCAUCAGCAUUAUUAAAGUACUUACCCAUGUACCGGUCGCCAUCUGUUCUCAUAAUUUUUGUAAAAAUAAAAAUGUGUUUUUUGGG
Messenger RNA from Seriola aureovittata, 3244 nucleotides. It is a transcript of the gene tfcp2, whose product is annotated as transcription factor CP2. The record is from RefSeq and is a predicted model, not a curated record. The transcript has 17 exons. The coding region runs from base 420 to 1943 and encodes 507 amino acids. Lineage: Eukaryota; Metazoa; Chordata; Actinopteri; Carangiformes; Carangidae. Gene Ontology annotation, molecular function: DNA-binding transcription activator activity, RNA polymerase II-specific; RNA polymerase II cis-regulatory region sequence-specific DNA binding. Gene Ontology annotation, cellular component: nucleus. Gene Ontology annotation, biological process: regulation of transcription by RNA polymerase II.